Molecule: messenger RNA, 1420 nt
Organism: Panthera uncia (snow leopard)
Lineage: Eukaryota; Metazoa; Chordata; Mammalia; Carnivora; Felidae
Gene: SIX6
Product: SIX homeobox 6
Exons: 2
Coding region: 137-877 (246 amino acids)
Biological process (GO): regulation of transcription by RNA polymerase II; eye development
Cellular component (GO): nucleus; transcription regulator complex
Molecular function (GO): DNA-binding transcription factor activity, RNA polymerase II-specific; RNA polymerase II cis-regulatory region sequence-specific DNA binding
Source: RefSeq, a predicted model, not a curated record
GCUGCCCGGGUCGUGCGUCCCGGCUGCCCUAAGCCGCUUCACCGAGGAGAGCCUGGCGCACCCCGCCAGGCCCGCCGACAUCUGCUGCGUGUCCGGUUCCGCUCUCCGCGCCCCCGCUGCAGUCGGCGCUGCCUCGAUGUUCCAGUUGCCCAUCUUGAAUUUCAGUCCCCAGCAAGUGGCCGGGGUAUGCGAGACUCUGGAGGAGAGCGGCGACGUAGAGCGCCUGGGUCGCUUCCUCUGGUCGCUGCCCGUGGCCCCUGCGGCCUGUGAGGCCCUCAACAAGAAUGAAUCGGUGCUGCGCGCGCGAGCCAUCGUGGCCUUUCACGGCGGCAACUACCGCGAGCUCUAUCAUAUCCUGGAAAACCACAAGUUCACCAAGGAGUCGCACGCCAAGCUGCAGGCGCUGUGGCUCGAAGCGCAUUACCAGGAGGCUGAGAAGCUGCGUGGACGGCCCCUGGGGCCGGUGGACAAGUACCGCGUGAGGAAGAAGUUCCCGCUGCCGCGCACCAUUUGGGACGGCGAACAGAAGACACACUGCUUCAAGGAGCGCACGAGGCAUCUGCUACGGGAAUGGUAUCUGCAGGACCCAUACCCUAACCCCAGCAAAAAGCGUGAGCUCGCCCAGGCAACCGGACUGACCCCUACGCAGGUGGGCAACUGGUUCAAAAACCGCCGACAAAGGGACCGGGCGGCUGCAGCCAAGAACAGACUCCAGCAGCAGGUCAUGUCGCAGGGCUCCGGGCGGGCUCUAAGGGCUGAGGAAGAGGGCACGCCCGAGGUGCUGGGCGCCGCAGCCAGCCCGGCCGCCAGCCUCUCCAGCAAGGCCGCCACUUCGGCCAUCUCCAUCACGUCCAGCGACAGCGAGUGCGACAUCUGAGCUGCCCAUCCAGCACACUCGGAAACAGAAUCCACUAUUAAAACAACACAAAAUGAAAUAGUAAGGGAGGAUGAGAGACCACGCAAACCCAGCGCUUCCGAAACCAGGUGGCCAGGGACCCGCGGGGCUCGGGUUGCGCGUUUCCGCCCGGCCUGGCUCCACUGGCGCCCUCCGGCCGCUAUUAAAGGGGCCCGCGGUGAGGCUCAACCCAGCGCCACGUUCUCCUUGCUUUGCUUUUUCCCAAGAAUUUUACUGCAGAGAUGCCUCCGGAACCCAAACUGCACCGCUGAGCGCCUGUCCUGAAUCUCCCGUGGGUAUUUCACGUCGAAAGGACGCUGUUAUAUAUGUAUAACUUUUGCUUUGAAGUUUUAAAAAAACAAAACAAAACAUAUAUAUGCUGUUUAUUUACUUAUUUAAGAGACUACCGUGGUAGGUUUCUCUGUAUCUUGGGAACUUGCUGUUUCUAAAGGCGCAGGGUUUCGAACAGAUGGGUUCUGUGUGAAGAAGCCAAACAAUAAAAACCUGGUGAUCAACCUUUCUUAA